This is a messenger RNA of Penicillium macrosclerotiorum, 1425 nucleotides long. RefSeq lists its product as uncharacterized. The record is from RefSeq and is a predicted model, not a curated record. The coding region runs from base 1 to 1425 and encodes 474 amino acids. NCBI's taxonomy places the organism in Eukaryota, Fungi, Ascomycota, Eurotiomycetes, Eurotiales, Aspergillaceae. The transcript has 2 exons.
AUGGAGGGUGAGCUCCGCGAGUAUGCCAAUGGCCCUUUGUCCAGCCUAUCACUGCCUCAACCAGGAGGAUACCAGGAUACGACUCGGCGGAGGUUGCUGUUGAUCUACAUCCAUGGCUUCAUGGGCUCGGAAGCCAGCUUUCAUAAUCUUCCAGCACAUGUCCAUGACGCUCUGACAGGAUUACUGUCUGAGUCGCAUGUGGUAUACACCCGCAUCUAUCCUCGAUACAAGUCUCACGGUGAGCUCCAAGCGGCCGUAAAUCAAUUCAGUUCCUGGUUAUCGCCGCAUGAGGCAAAAGAUCUAGAUGUCGUUCUGCUAGGCCAUAGUUUAGGCGGAAUUCUGGCUGCCGAUGUUGCUCUUCUCCAGCUCAAUGGGCAACCAAAACAUCGGAUAUUGGGACUCGUAAACUAUGAUGUCCCCUUUCUAGGCUUACAUCCGCGUGUUAUACCCACUGGAAUCACCAGCUCAAUCCCAAAAAAAGAUAUCGCAGCCGAAGAUCAAUUAGCCGGGGAGCAAGAAUCCCUUGGCUUAACUCCGGCCUACAAGGCCGCGACUCCCAGUCCCAAUUUCGAUCCUCCAUUUCGAAACGAUGUACGCAUUGUUGAACGAGGCUUUUUAAAAGGGAUAAUGCACUUCGUGAACAAAAAUACGGACAACCUAUCGCGAUCAAUAUUUGACCGCCUCGUAUCGCCAAUGAAGUUUGCUGGCUGCGUCAACAACUACUCUGAACUUCGCCAACGACACAAAUGUUUGAUAGAUUUAGAAUCUGCAGAGUAUAGCCCCGAUAGAGUACGGUUUGUUAAUUACUAUACAACAAGUACAGGCCGACCAGCACGGAAACCCAAAGCAAGUCCCACAAAGGAGCAAGAAGACAUCGACGACUCGAAAGGAAUAUUAUCGGGUCCUUCUCUGGAAAAUUUACAGACAUUAAAAACUGAUUCAGAGCCGAGCGAUACUACCUUUACAGAAAAUCUCACGCUGGAAGAAGAGAGUGUCAAAUCUAUUGCUUCGGGCUCUACCUUGACGGUCGAAGGCGUGAAUUCUGAUAAAGAACGGCCAUCUACGGAUACAACUAAUUCCAAAUCCGCAAGUACCGAGUUUCCUUCCUCGGCUGACGACAGGGAAAGUCAACAUCUAUCAGAGCCUGUUUCUCUCGCAACUUCAGAAUCCGAUCUCAGUUCAGAGACGUCUAAACAGAAACUUCGCAAGUUCAUACUGCUGCCAUCCCAUCAUUGGAAGUACAAUGAUAACGCCCACUGGAUGCCAAUUUUGAUGGAAGACAUGGAUGAGGUCACUGCACACCAAUCGAUGUUUAUGCCACAGAGUACACAUUACAGCUACCUUGUUGGCGAUACGGUCGCCCUUAUUGAGCAAUGGGUCCAGACUGACCUCAGUCGACGGUUACUCCAGGAGAGCCUUGACUAA